Penicillium brasilianum is the source of this 1161-nucleotide messenger RNA. The record is from the annotation of a GenBank genome assembly. NCBI's taxonomy places the organism in Eukaryota, Fungi, Ascomycota, Eurotiomycetes, Eurotiales, Aspergillaceae.
AUGUUUUCUGUGAAAAUGUACAUUGAACUGAUCGGGACUCUGCCUAACUACGGGCACGUCGUGGCAAAUUGUAUCAUUCCAUCGACGACCACACUACUGACAAAUCUAAGAUUUGUCUUCUUCUAUAGCCGUCUACGCCUUGCCAGAUAUAUAUUCAUCCAGAAUAAUCAUCCAUACCCCAUUCUACCAUCUUUGUUGGUGAUGGAUGACACUGGACGCUUGGAGAAACUACCAGAAUCACCUUGCCGUUUCGGGAAUACGCCGCCCAAUCAGUCAGCGUCCACCGCCACUCAAGUAUAUAACAAGCAACACGGUUAUUCCAAACCCCCAUCAUUCAUCUUUUCGAUUAAAUCACGAUCUCCACAGAUCAAAGUCAAUCUGAUCUUUUUCUAUCUACAAAUCCCAAACAAAAUCCCAAGAUCCACCACAAUGGCCUUCCUUCAGUGCACGUCAGACUUCUCCCCACUCUUCCGCCUUCUGGACGACUUCGAGACCCACCGCUCCCGUCCCGCACCAACCAAAUCCUCCAGAUGUAAACCAUCAUCUCCAUCUACAUCUACUACCCCAACCCGCCGCACCGUCUUCAUUCCAGCCUUCGACGUGCGCGAGUCAGAUGAUGCCUACCACCUGGACGGCGAACUCCCAGGUGUCGACCAAAGCAACAUCGACAUUGAAUUCACAGACCCGCAAACUCUGAUCGUCAAGGGCCGCACUGAACGCAACUACCCUUCCACAGCUCCAUCUGCCUCGCCACAGAUCAAGCCUCGUGGCCAAGACACUCCCACCACCAGUGCUAGUCGCACCCCGUCUCCAUCAUGGCAUCAGCCCACCGUCGAAGACGACGAUGAAGAUGAUGAUGGAAACGUCUCCGAUGCCCGCUCGUCAACUGCCAGCGUUCGCUCCGCGUCAAGCUCCCGGUCAACGUCAGCCGUGAUCGUGGAGAAGCCUUCUACGUCUACCCCCGCGCCCGCCGAGGCUUCGACCCCCUCUACGGACCACUACUGGCUUGCAGAGCGGUCGGUCGGUGAAUUCCAGCGCACAUUCGCCUUUUCCGCGCGCGUGGAUCAGGAUGGUGUUCGUGCCGCGUUGAAGAAUGGGAUUUUGUCCAUCGUUGUGCCCAAGGAGGCUGCGCCCAUGACGAAGAAGAUCCGCGUCUACUAA